Messenger RNA from Drosophila elegans, 2912 nucleotides. It is a transcript of the gene AIF, whose product is annotated as putative apoptosis-inducing factor 1, mitochondrial. Gene Ontology annotation, molecular function: FAD binding; protein dimerization activity; NAD(P)H oxidase H2O2-forming activity. The record is from RefSeq and is a predicted model, not a curated record. Gene Ontology annotation, biological process: apoptotic process; mitochondrial respiratory chain complex assembly. NCBI's taxonomy places the organism in Eukaryota, Metazoa, Arthropoda, Insecta, Diptera, Drosophilidae. Gene Ontology annotation, cellular component: mitochondrion; cytoplasm. Bases 313 to 2535 code for a protein of 740 amino acids. The transcript has 7 exons.
ACCGACGACGGUCACACUGAGAAAAAAACAAUACAAAACAGGCAAGGGAAUGAAAAAUAAAAGGAGGCGGACGACCGAUAAAACCGAAAAGCAAGGAGGGAUUAAGGAGUCAAGAUCAAUAAAACCCCGCCGGACAUCACACGGAGAAAUUUGUCAUAGAAAUUGGUUUUUUUGUAAACAAAACACAAACUCGCACACACCAUCACACACACGUUUCUUUCGCCGCCCGCACUUCGCGUUGUUACACAAUUGUAAUUGUGGAGUGUCCAAAAGUGUUCCGGAAUCUGAAUCAGAGACAGAGUGUAAAUCGCGAUGAGUAUUUGGGGUGUCCGAUGUCUGGCGCAGAAGUUCAUCCGGCAGGCCUAUAUCCUGGCCAACCGGAGGAUAUUAGCUUCCGUGCCGCAGCGAUCGCCACCGGCAUACGCCAUUCUCCGGCCGGCACACAGCAGCCUCUAUCAAAUGGUAAAGAAACGCACCCUCGAAGCGCGCACCAAAUUGCAAGCAAACAAAUAUCCGAAUCAUCAAGCCUGCGUUGUCAAGCCCUCGGCCACGCCCCCCAAUCAGGAGGGCGAGGAGGCGUUUGUGGAGGCCACCGGCGUUUCCAGCUUUGCCAAUUCCCAGUUUCAAGCCCCUUCUGCCCAGUCAGAGCCACUCUUAAAAGUGGGCUUUGCUGAAAGCAAGACAGUCUGCAGUGCCAAGGAUGUACUGAAGUCGGACAGUGCGAAAUUCAGCACCAGCCAGCCAGUCUUGGAUUCCUGCAAGCCGCCGACGAAUGCCUGUGAGGAGUUCGAACGCAAACGCAAGGAGACGAAAUGCCAGCCAUGCAACGAGGAUGGAACUGCUCCCGGUGGCAGUGGUGGUGGCGAUGAGGACUGUGAAUGCCGGAUGAGAGACUUUCGGCUCAAGUGCCUGCUGGGUGCCCUGGCUGCCCUGCUUUCUGGUGGAUUGCUCACCUGGUUCCUGACACGGGGCACGGAUGACAGUGAGGCCAGGAAAGCCCAGGAGGAGGAGGAAGAACGGAAACGUAGAUUGAUAGCUGGACUAGCUACGAGUCCGCCCACUUCUGAGGACCUUCCCAAGCAUGUGCCGUACCUUAUUGUUGGUGGUGGAACCGCCGCCUUCUCCGCUUUCCGAGCCAUCAAGUCCAACGAUGCGACAGCCAAGGUUUUAAUGAUCAGCAAUGAGUUCCGCAAGCCCUACAUGCGCCCACCAUUGUCCAAGGAACUGUGGUACACACCCAAUCCCAACGAGGAUCCCAUUAAGGACUACCGAUUUAAACAGUGGACGGGUUCGGAGAGGAGUUUGUUCUUUGAACCGGAUGAGUUCUUCGUUGAUCCCGAGAAUCUGGAAGACAGUGAGAACGGCGGAAUAGCCGUUGCCCAAGGAUUCGCUGUGAAGAAGAUAGACGCGCAGAAGCGCAUAGUGACAUUAAACGAUGGCUACGAGAUCGGCUACGACGAAUGCCUGAUUGCCACUGGCUGUGCCCCCAAGAACCUGACCAUGCUCCGCGAUGCGCCGCCCAGUGUGCUCGAGAAAGUAAUGGUCUAUCGCACACCCGAUGACUUUGAUCGCCUGCGAAGACUGGCAGCGGAGAAGCGUUCCAUUACCAUUGUGGGCAAUGGCUUUAUCGGAAGCGAGCUGGCCUGCUCGCUGGCUCACUAUUCGCGGGAGAACAAUGGCGGCAAGGUGUACCAAGUGUUCCAGGAGAAUGCCAACAUGUCCAAGGUCCUGCCGAACUAUCUGAGCCGCUGGACAACGGCCAAGAUGGAAGCCCAGGGCGUCUGCGUCAUUCCCAAUGCCAGCAUUCGAUCAGCGGUGCGGGAUGAAGCCAAUCUAAAGUUGGAGCUAAACAAUGGCAUGACCUUGAUGUCCGACGUGGUGGUUGUCUGCGUUGGCUGCACACCAAACACAGAGCUUGCCGGUCCCAGCCGACUGGAAGUGGACAGGAGUCUCGGUGGUUUCGUGGUCAAUGCAGAAUUGGAGGCCAGAAGGAAUCUGUACGUGGCCGGCGAUGCUUCCUGCUUCUUUGAUCCUCUGCUGGGCAGGCGACGGGUGGAGCACCAUGAUCACUCGGUGGUCUCUGGUCGGCUGGCCGGCGAGAACAUGACGGGAGCAAAAAAACCCUAUCAGCACCAGAGCAUGUUUUGGUCCGAUCUGGGUCCUGAGAUCGGUUACGAGGGCAUUGGCUUGGUGGACUCCUCGCUGCCCACCGUUGGAGUAUUCGCCCUGCCCUCCGAUACAGCCAAUCGCGUAGACCAGUUGUCCGAAUCCAGUGGUGAUGGCUCCAUCAGCGCCAGCUCCAGCGAUACGACGAAAAGCGAUGCCGUCGUCAGCCAAGAUGGCGUUACCUGUGAUCCCGAUGAGGCGAACAACUAUGGCAAGGGUGUGAUAUUCUAUCUUAAGAACGACAAGAUCGUCGGCAUCCUGCUGUGGAACCUCUUCAAUCGGAUAGGCUUAGCUAGGACAAUAAUCAAUCAGAAUAAGAAGUACGAUGACCUCAAUGAGGUGGCCAAACUGUUCGAGAUUCACGCGUAGAGGACCGAGUGUCCCGAGGGACCAAGGAGAAGAAAGCUAAACAUUAUCCUGGAAAGCUAAUCAGCCCGCAACGAAACAGAAACCGAAUCAGAACCGAAUGCCUUUAACUAUGUGUUUACUGUGUACAUAUGCAACUAACUACUGCAACUAGAUACGAACGGCAAUGGCGCAAUGCAACAGAAAUUUUAGUUUUAUUAUUUUUGGAAUAAACCUUUUUUUGUAGUCGACGACAUUGUUACGGUUAUGUGUGGCCGCAAUAGGCGUAUCUGCAUCUAAUUAUGUAAAAGACGUGGGAGAGCGGAUAUCUGUUGAAUUGUGUGUAUUUUCCUAAUAAAAGAACCACCUAAUAAAAUUUGUUGACAAAAAAUUGACCGUAA